AUGACCGUGACAGAUGCUGCUGAGAGCCUCGUUUCGGUUCACAGCCUGGUAGCGAGGGGACACAAGGUAGUCUUCAGCCCAGGAGGGUGUUACCUCGAAACGAGAGCGGGUGACACCGUACCACUUGAGCUGCAUGGCAAGAGGUGGUACCUGAAGGUGAUGGACAAGACAGAGGGUCCAAAGCCAGCACGUGGGCGCAUAGCCCCCGUUGGAGAUGAGUUGGACCUAGGGCCAAAGGAGCCCGACAGAUGGAAGAGAGAAGUGAAGGAUGGGGUGGAGUACCUCAUCAGGGAGCACAACAAUGCAAGAAAGCGACUUUUCGCUCCCAAGGUCAAGGAUCUCCCAGUGCCACUAGAUCGAAUCGAGAGCGGAAGGCUCACGAAGAUGAUCUUCGAGGAGGAUGGCUCUCGAAGGGAGGACCGCAGCAUGUGGGAAGACAGGCGGUAUGCGAUGAGAGACAUGGGUCACGCGUGGCUUGGUGAAACUUGGUUCAGGUUGAAGCCCGAGCGUGCAGAGGACGCAGCUCCAGAUGAGGAGCAACCAAGUCACGAGGAUGAAUGGAUGCGAGGUCUCGAUGAGGCAUACGAGAAAGAGGUGCUUGAAGGAGAAGAAGCUCACGAGCAGAUCGUCGAGGACGAAGAGGAUGCAGAUGAUCGCCUGGUGGUGGACGAAGGAGACGACGACCGGAAAGCUAAGACGAUCAAGGCACCGAAGGAACCGACAGCUGCAGAGGUGGAGGAGCAUAGUCUCCACCACGCCAACUUUGAGAGUUGGUGCCCUGUUUGUGUGAUGGGGCAAGGAAAGAGCAAGCAGCACCGCAGAAUCAAGGAGGAGCCGAAGGAGCACAUCAUCUACUCGGAUUACAUGUUUUUCUCCAAGGAGGGAGCAGAAGUGAGCAAGGAGAAAGGCGAGAAGAAGAAGAAGACUGGGUUGGUGACCGUGUUGACGGCCAUUUGCAAAGACAGCCAGUAUCCCUUUGCGUUGGCGCUGCCUUCCAAAGCCAGCGUGGAUUACGCAAGCAAGGCGCUUACGAGUUGGGUCAAGGACCUCAAAUGGGACAAGGUGGUCAUUCAGUUUGACCAAGAAAGCGCUUUGAACAAGAUCUACGAGAAGGUGAAGGCAGGCAUGGGUGACACCAUAACCUUGCGGAGAUCACCGCGAUACAGCUCUCAGUCCUUGGCGGAUGGAGAGAUGGUCAAUGGUCUCAUCGCGGGAAAGGUGCGCACGUGGCUUGCUGAAGUGUCCGAGAAGUGCAAGACGAAGAUCGGUUGUGACAGUGUGUUGUUUCCGUGGAUUGUGAGACACAGCGCAUGGACGUUGGCACGAUUCCACAUCAACCACUCAAAGACAACAGCCUUCAGGAUUGUGAAUGGGUAUGAUUACCUCGGAGAGAUGAUGGCCUUUGGUCAAGUGGCCAUGGCAAAGUAUCCCAAGCAGAAGGACAAGGCAGUUCUUGAGAAGGCGAGAGGAGUGCCGUGGAACCGGUACUUGGGGAUAGCAACCACCAGAGUUGCGCAAGAGAAGUCAGAGCAGAAAGCAGUCUCAGUCCCAGAGCUGGAGGCUGCAGAGACCUACGACUUUGGGUCUGGUGAACAAAAGGAGGUGCUGGUUGUUCCGAUGCCAGUGCCAUUGCAAGGUGAAAAGCAUGAGAAGGCUAUGAGCGAGGGGCCAGAAAGCAAGAGAGCAAGGGUGGAACCUGCAGAUGCCAAGCAGCCCGCGGGUGACACCGCUCAAGCUUCGAGCGGACCGUUGCAGUUCAACAUCGGAUCGCCCGAUGCUAGCAUGGGGACAGGGAGUCUCGACAUGAGUCUCUAUUCCCCAUCGCUUCCGGGAGACAACGCCCAGGACAUGGUAUCCUGCAUCAGCAACCAUGGUGAGUGGAGUGAGGCAAGCAAGUGCCUUGGAAAAGAGGACUACAAGUCCUAUCAGGAAUGGUUGAAGCGAAAUAAAGGAUGCUUUGAUGCAAAUAUGGUCAGCAACAUCAUGGACUACCUGGACACAAUGCAGAUGGAUGAAAGAGAGCUAAAGAGAUCACGCAAAGAGGAGCUGAGAAAGCUCAACGAGGUCUAUGGAGCUUUUACGCCUAGAGAUGGGCGUCAGCUUUCGAGAGACCUGACCGUUUUCGGUCACAAGUGGGUUGACAAGGUGACAGAGGGAGUAGCGAAGUCCAGACUCACAUGUCAAGAUUUCAAGAAGAAGCAAGAUGCAAAUGAGAGGAAGCUUUUGGAAGUUUACUCUUUGGCUACAAGAAUGCCAAGGGUGACAGCUGACCUUAGCUCAGCUUUUCUGAUUGCAAAGGAUGGAGGAGAUGCUAAAGGACAACCGGUGAUGAUGAGGCAAUCGGCGGCAGCACAGUACAGAGAUCGUCUGGAGGUCAUUUUGACCAAGGAACUCCCAAAGGGAGUUUACGAGUUUCACAGAGGAAAGUUGGAUGCAUGUGUGUUUCGAUGCAAGCGUACAGGCAUUGUGUUGAUUCAUCACAUAGACGAUUUCGAUGUGUGUGGUCCAGCAGCACUUUUGGACGACCUACUCAAGGUGCAGUUGCCAAAAUGUGGGUGCAAGCUGAAAGUGGGUGAGCUUGAAUGGCCUGGGGAAGCUAGCAGUAGCACUAGCGAGUUUCUUGGUAGAAAGAAGAUCCUGGUUGAGGAUGCCGUGGUGACGCUUCCGAAUGAGAAGCACAUCAGCGACAUUCUUAGGAUGCUAGGACUUGAGCAAGCGAAGUCAAGCCCAGUGCCAGGAAAGAAGCUUAACUUGCAAGACAACAAACUUCUAGAAGGCAAGGCCAAGGAAGUCUACGCGAGUUGUGUAGGUAGCGCAACAUACCUAUCACAAGACAGACCAGACAUCAAGUUUGCCUGCAAAGAGCUGGCAAAGCGGAUCAGAGAACCGCGAGAAUGCGACAUGCAAAACCUCAAGGUGCUAGGAAGGUACCUGCGUGGGACAAUGCACGUGGGACAUGUUACCAAGUUGGACGAACAGUUGAACCCAGUUGCAGGGAUUCCUCUCCAGGGAUUCUGCGACAGUGACUGGGCAGGGGACAAAGAGGAUAGAAAGAGCACCAGUGGACAGGUGAUAGUCCUAGGAGGGACUGUCGUGGACCUGGUGUUCGUGAGGAACCUAGGUGUGGAGGACUUCGGGAUGUCAAUCGAUGUUCCGAGACUGUUCUGCGACAGCAGUGCAGCCAUCCAAGUUGCUAGAAGACUUGGAGUUGGAAAGAUGAGGCAUGUGGAUCUAGGACAUCUGUACAUUCAAGAACUUGUGAAAGAGAAGAGAGUGAUUGUGCAGAAGAUAAAAGGGACAGAAAAUCCUUCAAACGCUUUGACAAAACAUUUGGCCACGGGGGCCGAAACAGAAGAAGCAAGGGGCAUGCUGGGUCUGGUAACCUUGGACAAGCAAGGGCUGGACAAGCACGUUUCAAAGAACACGAUGCAAUCGGUUGGGGCACUGACUGGCUGGAGAAAGUGGCAGCCGCAGCAGUGCACAAGGCUCAGCACAAAGCAGUUCGUUAGUGCUGUUGGUGAUUGUGUACAUGGGUACAACGUGCCCACAUGGAAAGCUCUUUAUGAGCAAGAAGGGACGCAAAGUCCACUCAGACCCUGGGUGUCAAGGUUUGUACAGAGCUGA
Molecule: messenger RNA, 3624 nt
Organism: Symbiodinium sp. CCMP2456
Lineage: Eukaryota; Dinophyceae; Suessiales; Symbiodiniaceae
Source: the annotation of a GenBank genome assembly